This is a messenger RNA of Didymodactylos carnosus, 193 nucleotides long. The record is from the annotation of a GenBank genome assembly. NCBI's taxonomy places the organism in Eukaryota, Metazoa, Rotifera, Eurotatoria, Philodinida, Philodinidae.
AUCAGAUAAAAGUGGUAAAACAUAUGAACAAAUAUUGAAAACAAUUAUUGAACAAGCAAAUAAAUAUAAUAUUGUUGUUGAACCAAAACGUGCUGUAUCGGAUUUUGAACAGGCAAUAUUUAAUGCAGUGAGUAAUAUAUUUCCAAAUCGUAAAAUUUCUGGUUGUUUUUUCCAUUAUUCGCAAAGUUUGUGA